AUGGGAAGAGGGAAAUUUUCGAGAUUUGUUCAACGGGAUAAAUUCGCAUCAUCCCAUGCAGCAUCAUCCCGUGCAUCAUCGACGUUGCCAACAUCGCCUUCAGAUGUGGAGUUAGAGCAAACAGCAUCAGAUGCAGUCUCAAACAAUGACGGAAGGAUACCCCUUUUGAGGACGCCUGAAGGGGAGUUAGUAUUGCACAAGGACUUCUCGAGGGUGAUUGGCAAAUCUUUUAAGACGAUUCCAAACCCGACAGGUAUCAAUUGGAAGGCUACUCCAAAAGAAGUCAAGAAUCUAUAUUUUGAGGAGUUUCGAAAAUACUACUCAUGGGAUGAGAGAUGGGAGGAUGAGGUACGCCGGCUUUGGGCAAAAAGGGCGAGUACCAGGUUCCCUGACUUUCUAUAUGAGGUCAGGGCAUGUAGGAAACCUGAUGAUAAAGGGAAGCCGGAUUACAUAUCUGAUGAUCAAUGGAAAGCCUUAUGCACAUAUUGGGAUACUCCUGAGGCGAUCGAGAAGUCUGAGCGUGCAAGCAAGGCUAGAUUGUCUGAGCCAGAUGGACCGGGCACUGGAAUAAGCAAGCAUCGAGGUGGUUCGAAGUCUGUUGCUGUGAGAGCUCACGAGAUGUCUUUAAAGGAGGGAAUUCCUGUCAAGAAGUGCGUGUAUGAUUCGUUUAGGACAUUACACGUGAAUAAAGAUGGAACUUAUACGUACAAGAAGGCUGAAGAAGUUGAUACGAGAGUGAGGGAGAUUGCCGAGCAGCAAGGAGAGAAUGCCGAUUUGAGUCAGAUUUAUGUGGAUGAGGUGAUGGGAGGCCGCCUCGAUAAGAAGCAGAGGAUGUUCGGCACUGGUACCCUUGCAUGGAGUCUCGUGGGCGGUACAUCACAGACUAUCCAUUCACAGCACGUUGAUGCUCGAUUUGAAGAGCUGCAGCAGCAGCUUCAAGAGGAGCGUGAGCAUAGACUUCGAUUGGAGGAAUCACUUCGAGUAACUAAUGAGAUGUUUCAGCAGUUCAUGAGGUCCCAGCAGUCGAGGAGUGGUGGCUCAGACUUACCAGGCGACAAUCCUUAG
This is a messenger RNA of Salvia miltiorrhiza (redroot sage), 1065 nucleotides long. RefSeq lists its product as uncharacterized. The record is from RefSeq and is a predicted model, not a curated record. The coding region runs from base 1 to 1065 and encodes 354 amino acids. Lineage: Eukaryota; Viridiplantae; Streptophyta; Magnoliopsida; Lamiales; Lamiaceae. The transcript has 6 exons.